AUGAAAGCCAAACAGCCCUGGUUUCCACGCGAGUCCAGUACCGGUGAUGGCUCUUUACGCAAUGGCGAGAGACAUGGCGAGAGGAGCGGUUGCUCUACGGGAGCCUCGCUGGCAUCCAGUCAAUCGCGCCAUACUAGUCUGAGAAAGCUGCCAGUCUUCGGAUGUUUCACUGAGCCUGCGGCCAGCCAUGGCGAUUCUGGGACUCUCACCGAAAAGGGGCAGCAGCACGCGUCCAGGGCAUCAUCCACUCCACCGGCCUCGAGGAUUCCCAUCCUCGUCGUGCCAGAAGUCGUGCCAGAAGAGAGUGCUGGGCCCUCGUCUACACAGUCGGAACAUGUUUUGGCUGCUCCCGGGCACGGACCACGUACGACAGAUUCCCCUGCAGUCGCACGAACGGACGAGCAGUCUGUAGAGAUCACAGGAGACGAGACCCGAGAAGAGAAGAUUGCGGAGGACCUUCGAAAUGUGACUGGACUGCCAGCAGAGUCUGCUGCGCGCAACCCGUUCCCGCCGUGUUCGUCAAGCGAGCAUCUGGAACGCCGCGUCUUUGUUCCACCACCUCGACGCCCAGGUCCUCACGACCAUCGGGUUCCGCCACAAAGAAACACAUGGCUCGACCCUUUCGUCGGUUCCGGAACGACUCAAACUUUGAUUCCUCUAAAUACGGGCCAGAGAUCAUCGGCUCCCCGGGUUGUGCUGUCACGAUGGGAGUCCUCGUCUGUACAGACCGGUGUCGAAGGUCCUCGCAGGUCCGCAUCCCGCAGGAAUACAAGAAGUCGUCGUCGGCGCUGUCGUCGUGCUAGGUCGAGUCGAUCAUGCAGUCCGGCAUUGCCACCGAGAAUCCCUUUGGUUGAUUUGGUUGACUCCCAUCACGCUCGUUACCAUCAAGCUACGCCGACACGAGCAGCACCCGUGCUAUCAACUACCGCCACGCAACAAGACCGCAAUCACGACGCGCCUGAAGCAUUCACCACCACCGCCAACGACGACAAAAGCACCGCUUCCAAAAUGUCGAGCUAUACUAUGACCUACUCCCCAACGUCGCCCAGCCUCCUCACCCUGUCGCCGAUGGUGACGGUGCCCAUCGCGCCGCCGCCCACGCCAGCCCAAGACAUUCCUCUACAGACGUCCUCUCGCGACGUGGUGGACGAGGUAGACAUGAACAUCGACGAGAUCUUGUCGGCGCUCCCCAUCGGCAUCCCCAUCCCACCAGGAGAGCAGCCAUGUGCGCUAUUUCCCGUGCGCAGGGCGCCGACUCCGCCCUCAUCAUCCUUGUACGGUCGAAGCCGGCGCUCGAGCGCCGCUAGCAGCAACCCCUUCGUAAGCGACGGAGAAGAGGGGGAAGAAGAAGGUGGCGUCGCUCUCCGACACAACCCGUUCAUUCCCAUCAUGUACCCAGGCCGGGGAGAAGUCCCGCGGCGGCUUUUCGAGCCCCAAAACAAGCUGCUCGCCGCGCUGGUCCGGGACAGCUACCCAUGUGACGACGACGGCGACGACGGGGAUGAUGAAACCGAGGAGGUCGGAGAAGACCAAGAUUUCCGUGACGAUGAGUUGGUCACGGUCGCCCGGGACGGAGUCGCCAGCUACUGCCAGCCCGCGUCGCUGUGUCGGGCCCACCGCGCCUGCAUGCCCUGCGAGAGGGGGAAGCGAGCAGGGGAGAUCGACACCACCGGGCCCCUGCGACAGCGACGGGUGACCUGGCAAAUCGACACCAAGGAGCAAGAGGCCAGAUGGGUCGACGUCCAGGCCCGAGGACUCUCCGCGCGGGCCAACAAGUUCGGCGCCGUCGGGCAGCAGGUGACCAGCCGCACUGUCCCGCCCCCGGUCUGCGUCGUCCAGGACCACGAGAAAGCCGUGUGGACUCCUCGCGGAUGGGACGUGGUCCUGCGCUCUGGGCUGAGGACGGCCGUGCAGGAGGGAGCGCCGUGGACGACAAAGAACCAGUUCGGCUGCUAG
Messenger RNA from Cladophialophora immunda, 1956 nucleotides. RefSeq lists its product as uncharacterized. NCBI's taxonomy places the organism in Eukaryota, Fungi, Ascomycota, Eurotiomycetes, Chaetothyriales, Herpotrichiellaceae. The transcript has a single exon. Bases 1 to 1956 code for a protein of 651 amino acids. The record is from RefSeq and is a predicted model, not a curated record.